This is a messenger RNA of Camellia sinensis, 891 nucleotides long. RefSeq names its product peptidyl-prolyl cis-trans isomerase CYP19-3. The record is from RefSeq and is a predicted model, not a curated record. Gene Ontology annotation, molecular function: cyclosporin A binding; peptidyl-prolyl cis-trans isomerase activity. Gene Ontology annotation, biological process: protein peptidyl-prolyl isomerization; protein folding. NCBI's taxonomy places the organism in Eukaryota, Viridiplantae, Streptophyta, Magnoliopsida, Ericales, Theaceae. Gene Ontology annotation, cellular component: cytoplasm.
UGGAAACUCACACCAAGGUACGUUCUUUUUGAAUUGAUUUCAUUUUUGAAUCGAAUGUGUCGCAUUCACUUCACUGAAUCAAAGCUUAGAAUCUCUGUGAGGCAAGGAAGCACAAUCGAAGGCUUGCAGGAAUUUUCAGAUCAAGUCAAGAAAAUGUCGAACCCAAAGGUUUUCCUUGACAUACUGAUAGGAAAGAUGAAAGCAGGAAGAGUAGUAAUGGAACUAUUUGCUGACAUCACUCCCAAGACUGUCGAGAAUUUCCGUGCCCUCUGCACUGGGGAGAAAGGGAUUGGUAUAUCAGGGAAGCCAUUACACUAUAAGGGAUCCGCAUUCCACCGCAUUAUCCCCAGCUUCAUGUGUCAAGGCGGAGAUUUCACAAAUGGUAAUGGGACUGGUGGUGAAUCGAUCUAUGGGGCGAAAUUUGCGGAUGAGAACUUCAGGGUGAAGCAUACAGGGCCCGGUGUUCUAUCAAUGGCAAAUGCCGGACCCAACACUAAUGGGUCCCAAUUCUUUAUCUGUACUGAGAAGACAACAUGGCUUGAUGGCAAACAUGUGGUGUUUGGGAAGGUUGUGGAUGGAUACAGUGUGGUGAAGGAGAUGGAGAAGGUGGGUUCGGGUAGUGGGAAGACUUCGGCAACGGUUGUGAUUGAAGAUUGUGGUCAGAUAACAGAGAAUUGAUGACUGGGGAACUGAUGGAAGCUGAAGUUGUGAAGGAGAAUGAAAAUGUUGGUAGACAAAGAAGAUAAAUUGGGUUGUCAUUCAUUAGAGCCUUUUUUGACGGCUACUUACUAGUAAUGUCUCUGAAUAAUUGUACAACCCACAGACAGUGUUUGCAGGUAAUGUAAUUUAGAAUUCACUUGUUAAUGAGUAUUACAGUCUCUUAUUGCUAAA